CUGCAGUGGGAGGCAGAUGAGGUAGGAAAGUGUUAAGUGCAAAAUUAUUAUUGUUUUUGAUGUUUAAUGGACAGAUUGAGGAGAAGUGCAUGUUUUGCUGUGAAGCAAUGAAAGUGAGCAAGCUGAGAAAUCAUGUUGAAAGAUGCCGCUAUAAAAGCUUCUCAUCUGAUGAAGAUGUCAAACCAACAAAGGACUCCAUUUUGAUUGACUCAGAUUCCGAUUCUAGGGAGGAGAUCGAGGAUGCCUUACUUAAACAGGCUUUGACAGAGAGCAAGCAACCUGAUACUCAACAUAAAUCUUAAGCUUUAAAUUUCACUAUAACACUUUUUAUACCUGUACUGUGUGCAGUGUGAUGGUCAGCUCUCUUUCUUGCUUGCUGAAGCUUCUGUCUGAGUAUCGGUUCAAGGAAUAUCAUCAGAUCCCAAUACGACGCACUCAUGUGUUAGUAGAUGCACUCAGAGCUGCAAGGCGGCCUGCAUUUACAAGCAUCAAGACAUUGACGGUUCACUUUGUAAGUGAGGAAGCAGAAGAUGGUGGAGGCCCAUCCAGGGAGUUUUGGUGCCUGUUGGGGAAAGAGAUAGCUCAGUCCAUGUUUGAGGGCCAUGAGAACAGUAAGGUUGUGCGGCACGAUUUAUUGGCUUUGCAGGGUGAGACGUUUCUUCUCGUAGGAAAAUUGAUGACCAUGGGAAUCACUCAGGGUGAUAGUGGUUUCUCCUUUUUUGGAAGUAGUCUCUACGCAUACUUAUGUGGUGUUAAAAUCUGUGAUAUUGACAUACCUGAUGAAGAAGUACCAAAUACUAACGUCCGGAUCCUUAUUCAGAAGAUCAAUGAUGCUGCUGAUGACAAAGACCUAAAAGAUUGUAUCCUUGAUGAAUGUGACACCAUUGUGAAUGCCGGGUACAGCAAGCCACUUUUUACCUCGACGCAAGCAGACAAGGUUGAGAUAGUGAAGACACUAAAACUCUACUACACUCUUCUCGAGUCUUUAGCAGAGAUUAACCAGCUCAAGGAGGGAUUGCAAGUGAACGGUGUGGGAGAAGCAAUUGUGAAGUACCCUGAACUAAUGAGGCCUCUAUUUGUGCACAAUAACACACAAGUUCUGACUGCUGAGACCAUGAAGGCCAUGUUCAAAAUCACCCACUUUUCACCUAAGGGCUCAAAUGAUCUUGCUAAAGAAGAGGCUACUUACAUGCUGUUUGUAGAUUUUCUGUACGAUUGUGAAUGUGUUGAAGGUGACUCGGAGGAUUCUGUCAGUCUUAAGACCAUUCUUUCUUUUACUACUGGUUCAGAGUCUGUUCCACCGAUAGGAUUUGAUAACUCUUUGGGUCUGAGAUUUAACGAUACCAAUGUGUUUCCCACGUCGUCCACUUGUGCGUUGGAGCUAACCCUGCCCUCCAAGUAUUAUAACAAUCCAGAGGAGUUUAAAAAGAAAAUGGUAUAUGGUAUGAAAAACCAUGGAGGAUUUGGUUGCCUAUAAAGCACUGCAAUAAAAUGAACAUAUACUCUUUUUGUGUUUGACAAAACCUAUUAACCCUGUAUCACUUUCAUACUUUAUCAUGAUUCUUUCGAACAUAUACUCUUUUUGUGUUCUAUUCACCCUGUAUCACUUUCAUACUUUAUCAUGAUUCUUUCAAUAUCAUUAUG
Molecule: messenger RNA, 1644 nt
Organism: Halichondria panicea
Lineage: Eukaryota; Metazoa; Porifera; Demospongiae; Suberitida; Halichondriidae
Product: apoptosis-resistant E3 ubiquitin protein ligase 1-like
Exons: 8
Coding region: 353-1477 (374 amino acids)
Biological process (GO): protein polyubiquitination
Molecular function (GO): ubiquitin-protein transferase activity
Source: RefSeq, a predicted model, not a curated record